UGACUGUCAAGCUAAGGCUAAUUUCUUUACAGCAUCAAGUGAAUAAACAGCAAAACACCAUGGGGGUCAUUUUUAUCACAUAACAAAAUGCAGUACAUGCUGGUGGUAAUAAGUAGUUCAAUAGGAAUUUGACUGAAGAAUUCUUACUCAUAUAAAAUUUGAUUUUGUAUUGUUGUAUUGACAGUUAUGCUUAAAGGUUCAGGGUGUAGAAUGUAGUGACAUCUAGUGGUGAAGUUGCAUGUUGCAGCUGAACACCCCUUACCUCACCCUCCCCUUCCAAACAUGAAAGCAAACCUGUGGCAGCCUUCAGUUACCACAGGUUCAAACAAAAAAUUAGGUUAGUUUGUCCAGUCUGGGCUACUGUAAAAAACAUGGCUGCAUCCGUAGAGAGGACCUGCUCCUUAUGUCAAUUUAAAGUAUUAAAAUAUAGAAUGCCCACUCAAGGGUAAAGAAACAAUAAUUUGUAUAAUUUAGAUGAAACACACUAGUGAAAAUAUCACUAGGAUAAUUUUAUAAUCAGUUUCUGCCAAUAGAUCCCUUUCACCAUCAUCUUACACACUGGACCUAUAAAAAAAAUCUGAUUGCAUCUUCCUCCUCUGUGGUGAAUUCCUGCAUUAACAUCUUGUCUGAAUGUCCUACUUUACAGCAAUGCUGCGAUCAAGUGAGUCUUGUUACACUUUCAGCUUCUUGUAAUAUGUUCCUAAUAUCCUGAAUGAACAAAUGAACAAUAACAAAAAUCAUUCUUCAAAAUAUCCAGUUUGGUCCUCAUUCGCUGCUUCACCAGUCCAGCAGCCAUGGAGGGAGGUGUCAGAGAAGGACCAGAGCAGUCUUGAGUUUGUGAAAUCUUACCAGCCUGGAAACAAACAGGUCAAACAGCUCAGGAUUCUGCUUCAUGGACCAAUUGGUGCUGGAAAGUCGAGCUUCAUCAACUCUGUCGACACCGUUUUAAGAGGCAGACCUGCUGGUCGAGCUCCGACAGAUGCAAUCUCUGGGAGCAGCUUCACCUCAAAGGUAUGAACAACAGGAAAGGAUAAAACUCCAUUGAGUGUAACAAACCACAGAUAUUCAUUUUCAAUAGUAGUUCACUGAUAAAAAUACAGAGAAACUUCUACUAAUAUUAAAAUAUAAAAACAGCAGCUUUCUAUCAAAUGUUUUGUACAAAUGUUGUCUUUAUGUUUCAGAGCAUUAAAUUCUUGUCAGCACAAAAUAAAUGAAAUGAAACAUUAUAUCUUACUAAAUCUGUCUGUUGAUCAUCUGAGUACUAAAUGUUUUUUUUAUUUCAUAUAGCUUUGCACCCAUUUCAAUUUCAGGUUAUUGUGUGAACUAGAGGCCCAGAGUUUUAAUCUGUGGAUGUUAAUACAAAUCACCUUUCUCCAGCCUCCCCACACAUUCCUGAUCGGCCCACAGACAACUGCUGAUAUUUACUGUAAAUAAUUGCACCUUCUGCCUUACAGUACCAGACCUUCAAAUUUCACAAAAAUCCAGAGGCCACUUACUCUUUUGUUUUCAAUGACAUCAUGGGCCUUGAGCAAGAUUUUGACAGUGGAAUCAGUGUGAAUGACCUCAAACUGGCCCUGAGAGGACACGUGAAAGAAGGUUACAAGUUCACCUCUGGUCAAGAACUGAAGGAGGGUGAUGAUGGCUACAACUCCGAUCCCACUUUGGAAGACAAAGUUCAUGUUCUGGUGUGUGUUGUUCCUGCGGACGCAGUGUCUAGGCUAAGUGAUCAGAUGGUGAAGAAGAUUAGAAACGUCAGACUGGCAGCCAGUGAACUGGGAAUUCCCCAACUUGCAAUUAUCACCAAAGUUGAUGACGACUGUCCCGCGGUUAAAAAGGACACAAGCAAUAUCUAUAAGAGCAAGUACCUGAAGGAAAAGGUUGACAGAUUCCACCAGCAGCUGGGCCUUCCACUGAACUGCAUCUUCCUUGUGAAGAACUACAGUGAUGAAACUGAGUCAAAUGACAAAAUUAACGCUGCAAUACUUUGCGCACUGAAACAGAUGGUUAUGUAUGGAGAAGACUUCCUCAAUGACCUGUAAACAUGAAUUCCCCUGAGGCGAAAAAACAGUAGGCGAUUUAUAGGGGAAUGAGGAAAUAUUCAGUCAAUGUUUACGCUCUUUGCAAGCAGGCAAGCUUUAGGAAUGAAAUAUGGAAUAAAAAUGCAUACAAAUUAAGUCCUAAAGUCUUUAUAUCCUUUAUCUCAUUGAGACUUUGCACAAUAGCAGGACAAUGCUUUGUCAUUACGUCGUUAGCUUGGUGUGACGUCAUCACGUGAUCUGGUCAACAACUCAGCUGUUGUGAUGGUGCCUUCAUGUGCCGCCGGAAAGCAGUGAUUUAAAAGCUCUCGUCUUUAUGUUGACUCCCAGUAUUUAAUACAUCACCUGCUCUAACAAAUUAAUUCUGCAUUCCUUGCUUGGUCCCUGCUUCAUUUUGUUUAUCUUAAAAAAACACAUAAAAAUCCAACACAAACAAAUGAUUUUGCUAAAGAGACGAACAGACAAAUAUUAUAUAUUCUGUAUUGUAUUAU
Messenger RNA from Limanda limanda (common dab), 2527 nucleotides. RefSeq names its product interferon-induced protein 44-like. The record is from RefSeq and is a predicted model, not a curated record. The transcript has 5 exons. Bases 1518 to 2039 code for a protein of 173 amino acids. NCBI's taxonomy places the organism in Eukaryota, Metazoa, Chordata, Actinopteri, Pleuronectiformes, Pleuronectidae.